Megalops cyprinoides (Indo-Pacific tarpon) is the source of this 13920-nucleotide messenger RNA. RefSeq names its product low density lipoprotein receptor-related protein 2b (gene lrp2b). The transcript is spliced from 80 exons. Lineage: Eukaryota; Metazoa; Chordata; Actinopteri; Elopiformes; Megalopidae. The record is from RefSeq and is a predicted model, not a curated record. The coding region runs from base 1 to 13920 and encodes 4639 amino acids. Gene Ontology annotation, molecular function: calcium ion binding; protein binding.
AUGAACCAUGUAGAUUUUUACCUCCUGUCUAUUGCACUACUCUGUCAUGGGAUUCAACUUGUUGAAGGCCGAUGUGAGAGUGGUCAGUUCCAGUGCUCCAGCGGUCAGUGCAUCGACCAGGACUGGAGGUGUGAUGGGACCAAGGACUGCAGCGAUGACUCUGAUGAGCUCAACUGCCCGCCCCCUACUUGCGGGCCAGGGGAGUUCCAGUGUGUGACAGGGGGCGAGUGCAUCUCCAGCCUGUUUGUGUGCGACGGGGAGCAGGACUGCACCGAUGGUUCUGAUGAACAGCGCACCUGCGGUGGCCGAACUUGUAGUCCAGGCCAGUUCACAUGCCAGGAAGGCCAAUGCAUCCCCAGGACGUACAGGUGUGACCACGUGAAGGACUGUGUGGACAACUCAGAUGAAAGGAACUGCAACUAUCCCAGCUGCACUGAAAAGACCUGUGCCAAUGGAGCAUGUUACAACAACCCUCAGCACUGCAAUGGGGUCCUGGACUGCAGAGAUGGGUCGGAUGAGAGCAACUGCACGACACAACACUGCCCCCUGCACCAGUUCCAGUGCACGAAUGGUUACUGCAUCCCACUGUCAGUCGUCUGCGACCACUGGGAUGACUGUGGAGACAACAGUGACGAGGAGGGCUGUGAAUACCAGAGCUGCAGUGGGAAUCAGUUCACUUGUACCAGUGGCCGGUGCAUCAUGCAGGAAUGGGUCUGUGACGGCUUCAAUGACUGUGGGGAUUACAGCGAUGAGAGUGGAUGCGAUGGCAACUCGCGGGAUUGCUACCCAGGGGAAUGGGCAUGCCCGGGUGCUCCUCUCUGUGUGCCCGUUGGCAAGGUGUGCGACGGUCAUGCUGACUGCCCCAAUGGAGCUGAUGAGACCAAUGCCACUGCGCAGCUGACCUGCGGUUUGGGGAAGUGCUCAGCACUGAGCUGUGAAUAUCGCUGUCACCCCACUCCGCAGGGUGGAGCCUGCUACUGUCCUGAUGGCUUCAUCGUGGCUAACGACAGCCGCACCUGUGUGGACUAUGAUGACUGUAAUAUCUGGGGGAUCUGUGACCAUUUCUGUGAGGAUCGUCCUGGGACACAUCACUGCAGCUGCGCAGAUGGUUACUUCCUUGAGCAGGGGCACCUCUGCAGAGCCAAUGUUUCAGUUGGCCUGCCUCAGCUUAUCUUCUCCAAUGGCCGUGAUGUGAUGAUGGCUGAUAUUCAUGGUCGGUUCGUUCGAACCCUGGCCCAGUCGCAGAACAAGGGACAGGCCACAGGCGUGGGCUUCCACUGGCACAGUCAGCGGGUCUUCUGGACGGACACAGUCAAUAAGAAGGUGUACUCUGUCAAUUACAAUGGUGGGGACCUGCAGGAGGUGCUGACGGUGGCAGUGAACAGCCCGGAGAAUGUCGCCGUUGACUGGAUCAACUUCAAACUCUACGUGGUUGAGAGUUCAGUGAAUCGAAUUGACCUGUGUGAUUUCAGUGGGGGGAACCGGGUCACCCUGAUUGGAGAGAACCUCCUGAACCCCCAUGGACUGGCAUUGGACUCCACAGUAGGCUACAUGUUCUUCACUGAUGUGGGCUACAAUAACCAGGAGGUCAAACUGGAGAGGGCCUUCAUGGAUGGCAGCAACCGGGUGGACCUGGUCAAGACCAGGCUGGGAACUCCCUCUGGCAUCACCCUGGACAUCAUCACACAGAGAGUGUACUGGGCUGACAGCCACUUUGACACCGUGGAGACAGUCACCUACAAUGGCUUGGAGAGGAAAACAGUGAUGAAUGGCGGAACUCAGGUUCCGCACCCGUAUGGCCUGUCUGUUUUUGAGAAUCAUGUCUUCUUCACGGACUGGACCAAGAUGGCUGUGAUGCAGGCCAACAGGUUCAACGGGAGUAACUCCAAGCUCCUCUACCGCACCACAGACCGACCUGGUCACAUUGUGGUCUCACACGCGGUCCUGCAACCAGUUGUGAUGAACCCCUGUGGCCGACACAACGGGGGAUGCCAGCACAUCUGUGUACUAAGCCACCGCUCUGACAAUGAGGGCCUGGGAUUCCGCUGCAAGUGCCGCCUGGGCUAUGACCUGCAGCCUGACCGCCACACCUGCUUCAAGGUGACGGACUACCUGCUGGUGGCGUCAAGGACGGCAGUGCGGGGCAUCCCUCUCAACCUCUCCCUGCAGGAGGACGUGACCCUCCCCCUCACUGGACUGGGGCCCACCUUCUCCUCCUCCGCUGUGGAGUACGAUGGCAACGAGGAGGCCGUGUUCUACAAUGACAGGAGCAAGACCCUCAUUUACAAGGCAGCCAUCAACGGCACGGACCAGCAGAUUCUGACUGGCUAUAGAGUUGGAAUGGUGGAGUCUAUGGCCUACGACUGGACCUCCAAGGUCCUUUUCUGGACAUCCAGCUCCUACCGGUCAGUGACAGCCUUCAAGGUGAUGGACAAGUCUCGGCGGGACAUUGCAACGGACCUAAAAAAUCCACGGGGCAUCGCAGUGCAUCCCAGUGCUGGAUACCUGUUCUGGUCGGACUGGUACCGACCGGCAGUGAUCACACGAGCUUUCACGGAUGGCAGCAACGCAAUUCCCCUCAUCAACACAACUCUCGGCUGGCCCAAUGGGAUCACCAUAGACUACAUGUUGAACAGGGUCUACUGGGUAGAUGCGCUCCUCAAUCAGAUCGAGCAUGUUGGCCUUGAUGGACAGGACAGGCAGACCUUCUCCAACAUUGGCCAGAUUACCCAUCCAUUUUCCCUUACCAUUCACACAGAUCAUCUGUUUGUUUCGGACUGGAGGAUCAAUGGAGUGUUUCGCCUGCGGAAGAGGGAUGGGGGUGACAUUUUACCCAUUCGGAAGGGCAUUGAUGGGGUCAUGAACGUAAAGGCCUACUCUGCUUCACUACACAGCACCUUUGGCAGCAAGUGCAACCAGAUUCCCAAUGGCCGCUGCAGCCACUUCUGCUUCCCAACGCCCUCAUCCAGUCGAGUUUGUGGCUGUCCCUACGGCAUGAAGCUGCAGGCAAACCAGCGUGACUGUGUGAAGGAUGACUCGGUGCCACCGCCCGACACUAGCUGUGGGGCCUACUCCUUCCCUUGCGACGAAGGCCACUGCAUCCCCAACUCCUACCGCUGCGACGGCAACCGAGACUGCGUGGACAACACAGAUGAAACCAAUUGCACCGACACAGGGAUGACCUGCUCGCCCCGUGCAUUCACCUGUGGGAAUAAGCACUGCAUUCCCUCCAGGUGGCGCUGUGAUGGACAGGAUGACUGUGGGGAUGGGACAGAUGAGGAUAACUGUCCCACCCGGCACCCGACCACCUGUGACUCCUCCUACUUUACCUGCGCCAAUGGCAACUGUGUCCCCAGUGCCUGGGUGUGUGACGCUGACAAUGACUGUGGAGAUGGCUCUGACGAAAGGAACUGCAAUUCAUCCAUCACCACCUGCAUCCCGGGCUACUUCCUGUGUCCAGAUCACCGCUGCAUCUACAAUGCCUACGUCUGUGACGGAGAUCAGGACUGCCUGGACGGCUCAGAUGAAAAGGACUGUGUGUUUUCCUGUGCCUCUUAUGAGUUUGCCUGCACCAGUGGAGACCAAUGCAUCAGCCUGAGCUACCAGUGUGAUGGUGUCUUUGACUGCAGAGACCACUCUGAUGAAAGAGGGUGCCCCACCCGAGGUCCAGGUCUGUGCCAUGAUGACGAGUUCCAGUGUCAGGUGGAUGGGUUCUGUGUACCAGGGACAUGGGAGUGUGACGGGCACCCAGACUGCCAGGACGGUUCGGAUGAGCACAACGGCUGUCCUCCCCGCACCUGCCGUCCAAACUACUUCCAGUGUGACAACGGCAACUGCGUGUCCCAGUCCUGGGUGUGUGACGGGGAAAACGACUGCCGGGACAUGAGUGACGAGAGGGGCUGUCCCACGCCCCCUUUCAGCUGCCCUGCCGGCCAGUGGCUCUGCCCCACCGACCAGGUGUGCAUCACCUUGGAUCGAGUGUGUGACGGCGAGCGGGACUGUCCAAAUGGAGCUGAUGAGUCUCCCCUCUGCAAUGAGGAUGACUGCGCCGUAAACAAUGGCGGCUGCAGUGGUGGCUGCAUCCAGGGGCCCUUCGGGGCACAGUGCACCUGCGAGCCGGGCUUCCAGCUGCUCAAUGACUCCAAGACUUGUGACGACAUCAAUGAGUGCCUCAUACCCGGCAUGUGCAGCCAGGCCUGCUUCAAUGAGCGCGGCUCUUUCCGAUGUUACUGUGAGGAUGGCUACCAGCUGGAGCCCGAUGGCCGAGUCUGCAAGGCUACUGAUCCCCGGGAUGCCAUCCUCCUGAUCACCAAGCGCAGUCAGAUUAUCUCCAACAACAUCAAGCACCGACCUACUAUCAUUAGGCCUGUGGUCAGCGGCUCCAACAUUGUGACUGUGGACUUUGACCGAGUCACCAACCGAAUCUACUGGGCCGAUGCUUCCCAGAAGAAGAUCUGGAGCUCCCUACAAAAUGGAACAGACAAACGAGAGGUAUUGUCCACUGGACUGACAGUUCCAGAGACCCUAGCUGUGGACUGGGUGGGCCGGAACCUUUACUGGACUGACUCUGUGAUGGAGAACAUUGAGGUGGCCACUCUGGAUGGUCGCUUCCGGAAGAUACUUCUUACUGAGAACAUCACAAGCCCUCGUGGCCUGGUUCUGGACCCCCGCAACUUCACAAAUGUGAUGUUCUGGACAGACUGGGGCCAAAAUCCAAGGAUCGAGAGGGCCAACAUGGAUGGCAAAGCUCGCCGAGCCAUCGUGACCAAAAAGGUGUACUGGCCCAAUGGGCUAACCAUUGACUACCCUACCCGUCGGCUGUACUUUGCAGAUGCCUAUAUGGACUACAUCGACUACUGUGACUAUGAUGGCAACAACCGAUUCCAGGUCUUUGCCAGUGAUCUGGCACUACAGCACCCUCAUGGCAUGACCAUCUUUGAGGACUAUGUCUACUGGACCGAGCGGUACUCCAGCAAAGUCAUGAGGGCCAAUAAAUGGCAUGGGGGCAAUUUGACCACUCUGAUGACUAAUAUCUACCAGCCUAUGGGCAUUGUGAUGGACCACCCAGUCAAGCAGCCUCAUGCACUCAACCCGUGCCUGAACAGCCCAUGCAGUCAGCUGUGUCUACUGUCGGGGAAGAGACCAGUGUACUUCUCCUGUGACUGCCAGUCCGGCUGGCACAUCAACAGUGAUGGACGUACCUGCACUAAAGAUGACAGUCCUUUCCUGAUGGUUGUCAGGGAGACGGUGAUCUUGGGCAUUCCUCUCGACCCUAGUGACACCUCUAACAAUGCAAUGACCCCUGUAUCUGGGAUCAGCCAGGGCCGUGACAUAGACUUCGAUGACCGGGAGCAGUUUGUGUAUUGGGUCCAGGGCACUGGAUCUAUUUUCAGAGUGAAGACUGAUGGAAGCAAUCGGACUCAGUUUGCCCCGGCUGCUAUCAUUGGCUCUCCCUCUGGACUGGCCUUUGAUUGGAUAACCCGCAUGAUGUAUUAUACUAAUCCCACCAAUCAAGCCAUUGAGGUCAUUCGAGUGGAUGGGAGUCAGCACUACAGGAAGACCAUCAUCACAAACACAGGGAAGCCAGAAGGAGCAGGGCAGCCCAUUGGAAUAGCUCUUGAUCCAGCAAGAGGGAAGUUGUUCUGGACAGACAAGGGGACGGAGAGCGGGGUCCCGCCCAAGGUGGCCAGCGCAGACAUGGAUGGCAGCAACCUGAGGAACCUGUACACCGGCAACCUUGGCCAUAUCGAGUUCAUCACCGCCGACAUUGCCGAGAGCAAGCUGUAUUGGGGUGUCACCAGCUCAGGGGUGAUCGAGUGUGGGACGAUGGACGGGGUCAGCCGCGUGACAGUUGUGAGUGGCCUGUCCCACCCCUGGGGCAUCGCCGUUCACCAGAACUACCUCUACUACAGCGACCUGGACUAUGAGGUCAUUGAGCGGGUGGACAAGGCCACCGGGGCCAACAUGGUGGUGAUGAGGAGCGGCGUGGCCGGAGUCCGAGCCCUCAAAGUCCACGCCAGAGACAAUUCUGCAGGAACCACCAACGCCUGCAGCACCAACAAUGGGGGCUGCGCCCAUCUUUGCCUGCCCAAGCCAGGGGGGCAGAAAGCGUGCGCCUGCACCACUGGCUUUGUGCCCUCUCAGGACGGCUCCCGGUGCGAGCAGUACGAUUCCUUUGCCGUGGUUUCCACCUCCCGGCUCAUCCGUGGAUUCCACAUCAACAGCUCCGACCACUCCGAGGCCAUGGUGCCUGUGGGAGGGUCUUCCUCCUCCAUGAUUGACAAGCUUGAUCUACACGUGCCCUCUGGAUUCCUGUACUGGACUGAUCGCAGCACCUACACCUACUACAGAGGCAUCUACAGGGCCAAGACAGAUGGCUCGCGCUAUUCAGCGAUUGUCACCACUGGAAUUGGCAGAGACGGGAUACAAGGCCUUGCUGUGGAUUGGAUUGCAGGCAACCUCUACUUCACCAACGCCUUCGAAACACAGACUUAUGUGGAGGUGCUGCGGCUCAACACCACACUGCGCCUGGUCCUGCUGAAAAGCAGUGUGGACCGGCCGCGGGACCUGGCUGUCAGCCCCAAACUGCGCUACCUCUUUUGGACCGAUGGCGGGCAGACACCCAAGAUCGAGCGCGCCCAGCUGGACGGCAGCAACCGCACGGUUCUGGCCUCUGAGAGCCUGGCCUCGCCACGCGGGCUUACCGUGGACUACACCAGCGGCCUCCUGUACUGGACCGAUGACGCUCUGGACAUGAUCUCCCGAAUGGCGGCAGACGGGAGCCAGCGAGAGAUCGUACGCUACGGGAGCCGCCACCCAGCCCCAUAUGGGGUCUCCAUCUUCGGGAACUACAUGCUGUGGGUGGACCGCAAGCUGAAGAAAGUCUUUCAAGCCAGCAAGCUGCCAGGAAACACGGAGGCUGCGGAGGUGAUCCGGGACGGCAUCGAGGGCUUAGCGGACGUGGCGGUGUUCGACUCCCACGUCCAGCCAGUGGCCGCCAACCAGGUGGGGUUCAACCCCUGCCAGGAGAACAACGGGCGCUGCCAGCAGCUGUGCUUCGCACUGCCAGAGAAGCAGGAGCCCAAGUGCGGCUGUGCCCAUGGCUCACUGCUCAGCAAUGGUGUGUCAUGUGGCUUCGGCCUGGACGAGUACCUCAUCUUCACCACUGACUACACCCUCAACAGCGCACGCCUGGACCCUGAUGACCACAGCACGCCCUUCCCUGCCUUCUCGCUUGGCUACACUGUGGUGGCCCUGGAUUUUGACUUUGAGGACAAGCGGAUCUACUUUACCCAGUAUGUUGGUUUGGGCCGAAGCAAGAUCGGCUACAUCAGCACCACCUCUGUGUCCAGCCCACCUGUCAUCAUCGCCUCCAGUUUGGCAGAUCCGGAGGGGCUGGCCUACGACUGGGUCCAUAAGCGCCUCUAUUUCACUGACUACUACAACAGGAGCGUUCAGGCCAUGGGACUGGAUGGACAGAACCGUUCCGUCAUCGCACAUGCAAACCGCCCGCGGGCCAUCAUUGUGGAUCCCUGUUAUGGGUACAUGUACUGGACAGACUGGGGUACUCCUGCAGCUAAGAUUGAGAGGGCUACGCUGGGAGGAAACUUUCGCACUGCAAUCAUUGACACAGGCCUGGAGCAGCCCAAUGGCCUGUCCCUGGACUAUGAGGAGAGGCUGCUCUACUGGGCCGACGCCUACCUGGACAGAAUCGAGCGCUCCUCUCUGACGGGUCAGAACCGGCAGGUGAUCGUGGGCUCGGUGCAGAACCCCUACGCCAUGACCGUGUUCCAGCAGCAUGUGUUCUGGACGGACUGGAACACGCGCAGUAUCUACAGGGCCAGCAAGGACGAUGGAUCAGACGUGACAGUACUCGCCCAGGACCUGCAGUACAAGCCCAAUGACAUCCACGUGCUCACAGCUGCCAAACAGGAGCGCUGCUCCAGUCCCUGUCAGCAAUUCAAUGGGGGCUGCAGCCAUGUCUGUGUUCCUGGCCCCUCUGGCCCCGAGUGUCAGUGCCCCCAGGGGAACUGGUACCUGGCCAACAAUGGCAAAGACUGUAUCCAGGACACAGGGCACCGCUGCCAGCCGGACCAAUUCACCUGCCUCAAUGGACACUGCAUCUCCCAGAGGUGGAAGUGCGAUGGUUUCAAGGACUGCCUGGACAACUCGGACGAACUGGAGAGAGUGUGCGCCUUCCACACCUGCUCACCCAUGGACUUCACCUGUGACAAUGGGCACUGUGUACCCCUGUCCUACCUGUGUGAUUACACCAACGACUGUGGAGACAACAGUGAUGAGCAUGGCUGCCCCUUCCCCACCUGCAACCCUGACACCGAGUUCACUUGCAACAAUGGCCGCUGCAUCAGCGCCGACUUUGUGUGUGACGGUCGUAAUGACUGUCGGGACAACGGAACCUCGGAUGAGACAAAUUGCCCGGACAGAACCUGCACCUCUGGCUUCAUUAAAUGUGACACUACCAACAUAUGCAUCUCGCCUGACCAGCGCUGUGACGGCUACAAUGACUGUGGGGACAACAGCGAUGAGAACCCGCUGUUCUGCGCGGGCAGGACUUGUGCAGCGGAUGAGUUCCGGUGUGACGUGGGGAAGUGCAUCCCGGACUCCUGGGUGUGCGAUUUCAUCAGCGACUGCAUGGACGGCUCCGACGAGCCCCCCUCCUGCCGGGACAUUGUUAGUACUUGCCACUCUGAGCAAUUCACCUGCGUCAAUGGCAACUGUGUCCCGGCUGUUCUGGUGUGUGAUGGCAACAAUGAUUGUGGAGAUAACAGUGACGAGGCACCAGAGCUGGAGUGUGGCCUGAGGACGUGCCGCCCAGGAGAGUUCGCCUGCCCGCCCCCCUGGUACCCGGGCACGCCACGCUGCAUCCCCCUGAGCUACGUGUGUGAUGGGGAGAAAGACUGUGCCGACGCGGCCGACGAGCUGCAGAACUGCCCCAACCGCACCUGCCACAUGAAUGAGUUCCCCUGCGCUAACGGCCUGUGCAUCCUCAUCCCCUUCCACUGUGACCGGGUGAACGACUGCGGGGACGGCAGCGACGAGGUCGGCUGUGCGUAUGACACCUGCCGCAGUGACCAGUUCACCUGCCAGAAUGGUGCCUGCAUCCACGGCUCCUUCGUGUGUGAUGGGGAAGCUGACUGUUUGGACCACUCGGACGAGCUGGACGGGCUGUGCCACACCCCCGAGCCUACCUGUGCGCCAGGGGAGUACCUUUGCAAGUCAGGCCAGUGCAUCGACAUCCACAAGGUGUGCAACCAGCAGAAGGACUGCCCCGACAACAGCGAUGAGAAGGGCUGUGGCAUCAAUGAGUGCAGGAAUCCGGCAGUGCACCAGUGUGCCCAAAACUGCACGGACACGCUGACGGGCUACUACUGCUCCUGCCGCGCGGGCUACCGGCUAAUGCCGGACGGCAAGGCCUGUGAGGACGUGGACGAGUGCCGGGAGACGCCGGGCGUGUGCAGCCAGCUGUGUGAGAACUCGGUGGGCUCCUUCUUCUGCAAGUGUGCCCCGGGCUAUGUGCGGGAGCCCGAUGGGCGCACCUGCCGGCAAAACAGCGGCAUCGCCCCCUACCUGCUCUACAGCAACCGGUACUACAUCCGCAAUCUGACGGCCGACGGAAGCUCGCUGUCGGUGGUGCUGCAGGGCCUGUCCAACGCAGUGGCGCUGGACUUCGACCAUUAUGAGCGGCGCCUCUACUGGAUAGAUACGGGCGUCGGGCACAUCGAGCGCAUGUUCUUUGAUGGCACGGGCCGUGAGGUGGUGGUGGACCAUGAUGUGCCCAAUGCGGAGGGGCUGGCCAUCGACUGGGUGGGCCGGAAGAUGUACUGGGUGGAUGCCUACCAUGAUGCUCUGCACGUAGCUGAACUUGAUGGGCGUUUCCGCAAGAAGCUCCUGAGUGGCUGUGUUUCACCCAAUCACACGUACUGCUUCAUCAACCCACGAGCCGUGGUAGUCAACCCCAAAUACGGGUGGCUGUACUGGACAGACUGGGGUGACAAAGCAUAUAUCGGCAGGGUGGGCAUGGAUGGUACCAACGCCACUGCUAUCAUAACCACCAAGCUGGAGUGGCCCAAUGCCCUGACCAUUGACUACACGACCAACAAGAUCUUCUUUGCUGACUCUCAUCUUAGCUUCCUGGAUUACGCCGACAUGGAUGGGAAGAACCGACACAGGGCCAUCGCAGGAUCCCUGCCACACCCCUUUGCUGUGACGCUGUUCGAGGACUGGGUGUUCUGGACAGACUGGAACACCCACACCGUGGAGCGGGCCCACAAGUUCACGGGCGAGGGCAGGGUCACCAUGGGCAACAACACCCACCGCCCUUACGACAUCCACGUGUACCACCCCUACAGGCAGCCCCGCAGUGAGAACCCGUGUAAGAAGAGCCCCUUCACUUGCAGCCACCUGUGUCUGAUCUCACCGGGCGGGGCAAGCUCCACCUGCGAGUGCCCUGACCACUUCAUUGGCAUUGCUGUUGGGUUCCGGAUACAGUGUGUGGCCGACUGCUCCAGCACGCAGUUCCGCUGUGGAGACAAUGAGAAGUGUAUCCCCAUCUGGUGGAAGUGUGAUGGUCAGUCAGACUGUGGCGACGGAUCAGACGAGCCCCUUACCUGCCCAACCCGCUACUGUCCUAUCGGGCAGUUCCAAUGUCGGGAUGGCAACUGCACCUUCCCUAACUUCCUCUGUGAUGCCCACCCUGACUGCCCCGAUGGCUCUGACGAGGACCCAGCACUCUGCAGUGACCACCGCUGCCAGGAGAACCAGUUCCAGUGCACCAACAAGCAGUGCAUCCCGGGCACUUGGCACUGCGAUGGCUUCUCUGACUGUGCGGAUGGCAGCGACGAGGCCCCCGAGGGCUGUGCCCAGAAGACCUGCCCACCUGGGCAAUUCCAAUGCCAAAAUGGGCGCUGCAUCCCCUCCAACUACGUGUGCGAUGCCCAGGAUGACUGCGGGGACAAGUCUGAUGAACCCUACAAUGAGUGCAUGGGCCCAGAUCAUAAGUGUGAUGAGCACACCGAGUUCUCCUGUAAGACAAACUACCGCUGCAUCCCUCAGUGGGCUGUGUGCGACGGGUCCAAUGACUGCCUGGACAACAGCGACGAGCAGGGCUGCGAGGCUGUGACCUGUGAUCCCACUGGAGACUUUCGCUGUGACAACCACCGCUGUGUACCUGUGCGUUGGCGCUGUGAUGGGAACAAUGACUGUGGAGAUGGCUCUGAUGAGAGGGACUGCCAACCAAGGCCCUGCUCCGAGAGUGAAUACCGCUGUGACAACCAGCAGUGCAUACCUGGCGCCUGGGUGUGUGACCAUGACAACGACUGUGGGGACAAUUCGGAUGAGCGUGACUGCGAGCUGCAGACCUGUCGUCCGGGGGCCUUCCAGUGUGCCUCCGGCCACUGCAUCCCUGCCUCCCUCAAAUGUGACGGACGACCUGAUUGCCUGGACCUCUCAGACGAGACCACGUGCCCAACUCGUUUCCCUGGGGGAAGAUGGUGCCCCCCCAGCCAGUUUGAGUGCAAGAACCACCUGUGUGUGAGUCAGAGCUGGGUGUGUGAUACCAUCGACGACUGUGGCGACCGCUCAGAUGAGGAGAUCAGCCUCUGCUGGAACAUCACCUGUGAGAUGCCCUCCCGGUUCCGCUGCAAGAAUGGAUACUGCAUCUACUCUGGGCUGCUGUGCAACCAGAAGGACGACUGUGGAGAUGGCAGCGAUGAGAAGGAGGACGUGUGUCGAGAGCCGACCCUGGCUCCCUGCACUCCCCACGAGUUCAAGUGCACCAAUGGACACUGUGUGGCCCUGCAGUAUGUCUGUGACCACAACGACAACUGUGGGGACCGCACAGAUGAGAUGGGCUGCAAUUUCGGACACGACCGGACUUGUGAAGAGAAACUCUGUCAACACAACUGCACCAACUUGAAUGGAACUGGCUUCAUCUGCUCCUGUCGACCAGGCUACAUGGUGGACCCAGACAGCACCUAUACCUGCAAUGACAUCAAUGAGUGUGAGAUAUAUGGCAGCUGCCCGCAAGCCUGCAAAAACACCAAAGGCGGGUAUGAGUGUGAGUGUGCCCCUGGAUACCGGAAAGUAGGUGAUGGCAGCCAGUGUGAGGCGAAAGGUGCUGGGCCUCUACUGCUCCUCCCAGAGAACGUGCGGAUCAGGAGGUUUAACCUGCAGACAGAGGAAUAUCAUGACUUCCUCCAGGAGCACGAGCACAUUGUGGCUCUGGACUAUGACUGGGACCACAACAACACUGGACUCAGCAUGGUGUACUUCACAGUGGAGGGAAAAAGCCCUGCGUCUGGGGCUAUCAAGAGGGCCUACCUACCUGCCGUGGAUGACCACAGCAACAACAUCGGCGCAGCCAUUGACCUUGGCAUUAAGUACAUCGUGAAGCCUGACGGAAUAGCAGUAGACUGGGUUGGCAGGAAUCUCUACUGGGCAGACUCAGUAGUGAAACGUCUGGAGGUGGCCAUGUUGGAUGGGCGGUACAGGAAGCACCUGGUCAAGACAGACAUCGGUCAGCCCUCUGCAGUGGCUGUCAACCCUCGUCUAGGGAUGCUGUACUGGACUGAUCGAGGUGAUGUGGCCAAGAUUGAGUGCUCCUGGAUGGAUGGGAGAGAGCGUAAGGUCCUCGUGGACAGCCGCUUGGGGUGGCCAACGGGCCUGUCCAUUGACUUCACCAACAAUGACCGGAUCUACUGGUCAGAUGCCAAGGAGAGUCGCAUAGAGUCAGUCCUGCCAACAGGGGAGGAUCGGCGCACUGCACUCUAUAUUGAUGUGAGGAUGCCGUUCAGUGUGAGUGUCUUUGAGGACCAUGUGUACUGGAGCACCCAGGAUAAAGGGGAGGUGUUCCGGCAGGAUAAGUUUGGGAAAGGGACAAAGACCAAGCUGCUGACCGCUGGCCCCUGGCUCACACAAAUCAACAUCUACCAGCAGCAGAAAUACAACUCCAUAGCAAUGAAGAACCCAUGCAAGGGCACCUGUAGUCACCUGUGCCUGCUGCGACCUGGGGGGUACACCUGCGCCUGUCCUGAGGGAACCGACUUCAUCCCAGGCAGCAGCACCGACUGCGACGCAGGUUUUGACCCCCCGCCCACCAUACCUCCACCAUGCAGGUGCCAGAAUGGUGGGACCUGUUACUUUGAUAACAACCAGGCCCUGUGCAAAUGUCCUCCGAACUGGAGUGGGGAGUUCUGCCAGAAGGAUGACUACGCAGCCUUCACAGCCUCAGUGGGGAUCGCCCUCGGAGUGUCUCUGCUGCUCCUGCUGCUCAUGGGAGGCCUGGUUUUUGCCGUGCAGAGGAAAACCAAAAUCAUGGAGGUCCUCAAUCACGUCCACAUCCCCAUUUUUAAGAAUGGGAAAUCUGAGACCUUUGGACAGCAGGACGUGUCGUUUUCUCCUGAAGAACAGGUGGAUGUCCACAGCCCAAGCCUUGAAACGCUGCGGCAGUCGGCGGCCGUGGAAGUGGAGGAGCCGGAGAAGAGCUUCGAGAACCCGGCGUACGCGGCAGAGCCCGGCAGCGGAGCGGCGCCUAGCGGCAUCGCCACUACCGUCCGCCCCAUCAGUGGGCCAGCCAAGGAGAGCUUUGAGAACCCAGCCUAUGCUGCCAAGCACAGUGUGGCUGCGCUUCCAAAUGGCACCUCUGUACCCGUCACUACUACCAUCACAUCAGACAAGGAGACCUUUGAUAAUCCUGCCCAUACUUCAGAGCCCUCUGAGGUAGCCGCAGCCAAUGGAAUCACUACGCCCAUGGCCAGUACUGUCAUGAUCAACAAGGGGCAGAAGCAGAAAGAUCUCUCCCUCUCUGAAGACUCUGCUGGAGUCUUCAUAAACCCAGCAUACGAGGGAUUGUUCGACACCAAAGAAAGUCAGCAUUCUUUUGUGUGCUGUGGGGAGCAGUGA